This is a messenger RNA of Vombatus ursinus (common wombat), 2753 nucleotides long. RefSeq names its product centrosomal protein of 89 kDa-like. Gene Ontology annotation, cellular component: centriole; ciliary transition fiber. Gene Ontology annotation, biological process: chemical synaptic transmission; mitochondrion organization; cilium assembly. Lineage: Eukaryota; Metazoa; Chordata; Mammalia; Diprotodontia; Vombatidae. Bases 140 to 2650 code for a protein of 836 amino acids. The transcript is spliced from 19 exons. The record is from RefSeq and is a predicted model, not a curated record.
GCGAAGCGUCUGGAGCUCCGCUAGCACUGGUCCUAAAGCUUGCUGGUUAAGGUCUUUGGGCUGGGCGAAAACGGUGAUUUGGGGGAGAGAGGGGUCAUUAACAACCGUAGCGCAGCCCUCCUCCUCCCCGGCCACGAAAAUGCCUCUUGGGCUCAGGAGAGACCGUAGGAGCCAGUUUAAACACAUAAUUCAUGGCCUUGUCCCUGCAGCUACCAUAGCACCCAAACCAGCAGUUCCUCGAACACCUCCACCUCGUAGUCCAGAUCCUUCUCCAGAAAGACCUAGAUCUGCCCUUGCUGCAGCCAUCCUAGUGUCCACAUUAACUGGAAGGACUUUUGCUAUUCCUCAGCCUAAUCAUCGAUCACGUUCUGAAAGUGAUGCAACAUACCUGGAAGGAGAUGGUGGUGUCAUUGAGCCUUAUGCGACUGUAACUGAGUUCAGACCUGGACCAGAGUGGCCGGAAGUGCAGGAAAAAAGAUAUUCUUUACCAGCCUUUAAAAUGUCAGGCUAUAGUGACGAUGAGGAUGAAGAUGAAGAUGUUGAGACAUAUCUGUCUGACAAUUACAGUGAACAUGUUGAGCUCAGUACUCAGAAAAAAGAAAAAAAUUUUAAGGAUGCUGUUUAUGCUGUUCCACACAGAAGUAAAAAGGACACAGAUCCAUUAGUUUUUAGGGCUUAUACUGAAAAGGAUGGAACUGCUUCUGAACAAGGUGAAUUCCCAAAUUUGGAAGUUGGAUCAUUGCAAGUAAAAGGUUCUGUUUUAUUUUCUUUAUCACAAGGUAAACAUCCUCUUCAGAAUUUAAAGGAUGAAAAACUAUCUGCUGAAAAUGUAAUUUUUGAAAAACCUCCACCAUCUCCAGAUGUAUCUACAAGAAGACAACGAAAACAGAUGGAAUUAAGUAAACAUAACUUUGAUGAAUUAAAACAACAAAAUUUUAAUCUAACCACUACAAAUGAGAUCCUUGCCCAUGAGCUUGAAGAAAUUAAACAGGAAAUGAAGGAAUUAUAUUCAAAACUUAAGGAAAUGGAAAAAGAUAAUGGAAGUGUGAAAGAGACUGAACAGAGUCCUCAAAGGAAAGUUAAUGUGGCUGAAUUUCUUUCUCUAAGACAACAAGCCCAGGAGCUGGUGGAUGAAAAUGAUGACUUGAAAAUGAUUGUCUAUCGUUUGAAUGUAGAGCUAAGUCGAUACCAAACUAAAUUCAGGCAAUUAUCCAAAGAAGAGAAUAUAGAAAUUGAAGGUCUUCCAUUCAAGGGGCCUCCACCACCUUGGCUGUUGGAUAGAAAGUAUUUAUCACCAUUACUCUUAGCCUAUGAAGAUAGAAUGAAAGAAAAGGAUGAUCUAAAUGUCAUGCUUGAGGAAGAAAUGAAAAUGUUCAAGAUACGAGUAGAAGAGGUGGUAAAAGAGAAUGAAACGCUUCACCAAGAACUGAAUAAAAGUAGUCCUCUCACCAGUAAGGAAUGGCGUCAGCUACAAACUCAGGCCCAGCUCGUGUUAGAAGAAAAUAAAAUUUUGAUGCAGCAGCUUGAGAUUCAGCAAGCCAAAGCCAAAGAGAACAACCAACAGCACAAUCAAGAAGUUUCCAAACUGAUUAAACAGCAAAUGCUUCUGGAAAGUAAAGUAAAGAGCCAAGAAAAGGCACUAGCUGAGAAGAAGGAGCAGGUGGACAUUUUACGCUCUAAAUGUCAAAACCUGAAAAUACAAUUGGAUAGCCAAAUAGAGAUAAAAGUCCAUGACAUAAUUGUGAAUGAACUCAAAAGCCAGCUGCAGAAGGAAAAAGAGAAAUGGAGUGCAGAGACUGACAGCUUGAUAGGAAAGAUGACAGAACUGCAAGCACAAACCAAGAGCCUGCUUUUAAAUAAAAGUAAAUUGGAAGCUGAAAACAAAGUCCUGGGAGCUGAAUUGGAAAAGGCACAGAAAUUAAAUAGGGGAUCUCAAAAGCAAAUAGACCUCCUUCAACAACAAGUAGAAGAAGCAAUGGAGAAAGAAGAGGUAGCUCACCAGUAUCUGACAAAUUUUGUCAUUUUGGCAAAUGGUAUAGCUCAAGAACGUGACAAUCUGAUACAUUUGGCUCAGUGCCUAGAAAAUGAAAAGCAGGGAGUCCUCUACAAAAUAAUAGAAGGGAAUAUUCGCUUAGGAAAAUUAGAAGAGAAGGUGAAGGUGUAUAAAAAGAAAGUCGCUGUGAAAUUGGGAGACUUCAAUCACAGAGUGACCAAGCAAGAGGAGGACUUUGCUGAGAAGAGUGAUCAGUACCAGCGAGAGAUGAGGCACCUCCAGCAGCUGCUGAGAGACAAGCAGGAGACUCUGGAAGAAGUGCUUCAACAGAAAAGAGAGGUAGAAGGUGAACUUGAAGUGGUUUGGGAAUCUACUGCCAAAGAAAACCAAAGGAUGAAAGAAUUCCUGCACACCACCCUCAAGAAGACACACUCGUGGAAGAAAGCCAGCGCCUAUGACUCAGGCUUAAACCAGAUGUCCAAAGAAGACUUGGUUGAAGGAUAUGCUCUUAGCUAUUGUGAGGUGAAGUCUUCUUCAGGUAUCCAGCUACCAGAAAUGCCUGCUCUACAUACCUUAUGCCAGACAGAACCCAAUGAUAGUAAAGACAGCACAUCCAGAGCAGAAUUUUUUCUCCAAAGGGAAGCCAAUUUAUAUUGAAAAAGGAAGUGUAUUAUUCUCCUGUGUACAACAUUUUUCUCCUCAUGGCAAUGACACUCUUUACUUCAUCUAAAGGGUGGAAUAAAUUGUCCAAGAAAUCUAA